UUUCUCACUUUCGUCAUUCCCAUCCACAUCUCAUCAUGGUUCUCGGACGACUGGCUCAUUAUGGAUUCGACCUGUUGGCGGUCUCGACGAUCGUAGCAGGAAUCAAGAAGACUACCGGUUUCGCCCCGCAGACCGCCUUGAUCUCCGAUGAUACCGCUCGAUCGGUCGCCGACUCGUACCUGGGAAUCGGAGAGACGAUAUUCGCCAGCCUGAGCGGGAUCGCUGUGAACAGCCAAUACUGGGGACGGGACCCCAACCCCAAGCGAUGAGCUCCCGGCAGCUUCUUGCUUGACGGCAGGGAACAAGGAAGUGAAAGGAUCUAGAUGAAGAAUGGACCAUGUUGAGGAGCAUAUUAGAGAAGUGGGCGGAAGCAAGGGAUGCUCAAAAGCGGACGAUCCAGCCAGCUUCCAGUAGCUGUUUCAUCUCGUGAGUUCCCCUGAGCAGUUGUGUCGACGUGAUCGUGCAUUGAUUCUUCGAGCGUUGAUCGCAUCAGGAAAAUGUUAUAUAACGAUAUGACAAUCAUAUACACCGAACAACGAUUGUGCAGCCGCAUGCAGAAAAUACGAUACAUUGCGAUACCCCAGAUUCAAC
Messenger RNA from Filobasidium floriforme, 591 nucleotides. RefSeq lists its product as uncharacterized. The coding region runs from base 36 to 269 and encodes 77 amino acids. The transcript has 2 exons. The record is from RefSeq and is a predicted model, not a curated record. NCBI's taxonomy places the organism in Eukaryota, Fungi, Basidiomycota, Tremellomycetes, Filobasidiales, Filobasidiaceae. Gene Ontology annotation, cellular component: cytoplasm.